CAAGCACAGACACACACACACACAUAGACAGCAGAGCCCAGUAGACAAAGUCAGGAAGUGACAUCACCCACAGGAAGAGAAGCCAAACAACUUUUUCUCUCUUUACUGUGUUGUCUGUGCUGCUGAGUGAAGUUGGAGCCUCUUGGUCUGUUAGUGGCCGGCAGAGAGGGAUAGGAUCCAGAGGAGAUAGAGGAGGGCAGAGCAACUGUCCUCUACAGGGAGUUUAAAGUCAAAGCGUCUGGCGCUUGAAAUCUUCCCUGAACUUCCCACGACUUUCCAACACAUUCCAGACCCUCCGCUGCAGGAUUUCAGCCAGAAACGUCCCGCCAUUUAAAAACAAGAGCUCCCUGCAAUCUUGACACGACAGACACUGACCUCCUGUGACCUGUCUUCCGAGCUGAAACCAUCCUGGUUCUGUCUCUCAGGAAGGUCACGCUUUAUCCAACGCAAAACUAAUUAUUAUUCUGGAGAGCUUAUUCUCCCCUUAUCUCAGGGGAAACGACUGAGUCAAUGGCGUUGUGUCUUGGACAAGUGUUCAGCAAAGACAAAACAUUCAGGCCAAGGAAGCGGUUUGAACCGGGCACCCAGCGCUUUGAACUCUACAAGAAGGCCCAGGCCUCGCUAAAGUCUGGCUUGGACUUGAGGAAAGUGGUUCAGCUGCCAGAGGGGGAGAACAUCAACGAUUGGAUUGCUGUUCAUGUGGUGGAUUUCUUCAACAGGAUCAACUUAAUCUAUGGCACGAUGAGCGAGUUCUGCACGGAGCGCACGUGUCCCAUCAUGUCGGGGGGGCUGAGGUACGAGUACAGGUGGCAGGACGGCGACGACUACAAGAAACCCACCAAGCUGCCCGCUCUCAAGUACAUGAACCUGCUGAUGGACUGGAUAGAGUCACUCAUCAAUAAUGAAGACAUCUUCCCCACCAGAGUAGGUGUACCUUUCCCCAAGAACUUCCAGCAGGUGUGCAAGAAGAUCCUGAGCCGUCUCUUCAGGGUGUUUGUGCAUGUUUACAUCCAUCACUUUGACAGCAUCUGCAGCAUGGGUGCAGAGGCCCACAUCAACACCUGUUACAAGCACUACUACUACUUCAUAUCAGAGUUCAACCUCAUUGAUCACUCUGAACUGGAACCCCUGAAAGAGAUGACAGAGAAGAUAUGCAAUUAAACAAAACCACAUGGACAAAGGAGUUUACAUUUUGACGAUAACUGAGCCCCGUGAGAAAUCGGCGGCUUCAAAACACUCAGAACAAAGAACAAUUUUUACAUAAAGUUGAAUGAGUGGUCCUCUAAGCAUAACUGGGAAGGCCUGCUAAUUUACCACACUUCUUCAGAUGGUGGCACUGUGCCUUCACAGAGGUUUUUACUUUCAAUAAUUAUGGUGCUUGAUGCCAUAUUAUAGGACUUUGUAUUUGUGUAUAAUACACUCCUGUACUCAUGUGCUUUUUCUUUCCUCCUGUGCAUGUAUGUUUAUGUUUGACCUUUUUAUUUACCAUUGAGUCCUAUUUUGCUGAACGGAAGUUUGUUUUUUAAUUUGAUGUCAGUGUUUUUUUAUAGUUUGAAUAUAAAAACGCAGCCUCGAAAUGA
Molecule: messenger RNA, 1580 nt
Organism: Dicentrarchus labrax (European seabass)
Lineage: Eukaryota; Metazoa; Chordata; Actinopteri; Moronidae
Gene: mob3c
Product: MOB kinase activator 3C
Exons: 4
Coding region: 511-1161 (216 amino acids)
Biological process (GO): positive regulation of protein phosphorylation; signal transduction
Cellular component (GO): nucleus; cytoplasm
Molecular function (GO): protein kinase activator activity
Source: RefSeq, a predicted model, not a curated record